Messenger RNA from Nanorana parkeri, 2068 nucleotides. RefSeq names its product kinesin family member C1 (gene KIFC1). The record is from RefSeq and is a predicted model, not a curated record. Gene Ontology annotation, molecular function: microtubule binding; ATP binding; microtubule motor activity. Bases 75 to 2033 code for a protein of 652 amino acids. The transcript is spliced from 18 exons. Gene Ontology annotation, biological process: microtubule-based movement. Lineage: Eukaryota; Metazoa; Chordata; Amphibia; Anura; Dicroglossidae.
CCGCCGCCUUGUUUGAAUUUGAACAGAAAGGAGGUUGGAUAGAUAACGAGUCGGAGCGGAGGAGGAUUCUGAAUAUGGAGACUUCAUUAGAAAAGAAGCAGCAGCAGCAGUCCCUCAGGAUGUCCCGUCUCCCGGUCCCACCCAGGAAGAGGCAGCUGAGCGACGAGAACCAGGAGCAGAUGUCGAGGGUAAAGCCGGUCCUGGGGAAACGCCUGAGAGCUUCAUCCCCCGAAACUGAGCUGCCGAAAGUCCGGGUGGCAGCAAGCAUCGCCACUACCAGGCCCCGCGUGGCUCCUGCAGUGGCUUUCCCUAAACCUCCAGUAAUCGGUCGGCAGUCUUUGGCAGUAAUAAAUCCAAGAAACAGAGCAAAUGUUACGGGUAAGCGAUGGCAGGGAGGAGUGAAGGUAAGUAUUAGUGCAACAACCCCGGCUCCGCUAGCAGGCGCAAAGAAGCGUGCCGCCUGGGACUUAAAGGGUCAGGUGAACGAUAUGAAGGACAAGAUGACUAAUUACAAAGGAAAGGUGCAAUGCCUCUCCGGAGAGAACGCUCGUCUCCUGAGCACCAAGGAGCAGCUCCAGAAGCACGUGGAGACAAUGAGUAUUGAGAAUGCUGGUCUCAGCGAACGGCUAAGAACUGCGGAAUUUAAGCUGCAGUCCCAACAGCAGAGACUGACUAACUCGGAGAGUGAGGUUCAGCGACUGACUGGCCUUUGCCAGAGACAGGAAAGUGAGCUGUCGAAUGAGAAACAGACUGUGCAAGAGUUACGGGAGACCAGUCACAGUCUUGCAGAACAGCUCAAGGAUAAGGAGCAAAAACUGAUUUGUCUGGAAAGGGAGAACUCCAGACUGAAAACACUUGUGAGUGAUCAGAGUGCGGAGAUCUCUUCCCUGAAACGUACCGUGGAAGAGAGAGAUAUGCAAGUGCAUACGCUGGAGACUGACCGGAGGAGGUUACAUAACACCAUCCAGGAGUUAAAGGGCAAUAUACGUGUGUUUUGCAGAGUGAGGCCCAUCCUCCAAACUGAGAAGAACCUUCCUGCUGGAAAUCUCAUCUUCCCUCCUAAUGAUGAGAAGGCCAUUGUUUUAACAAAGGUGGAGGAGUCCCACAUUGGCAGAGAAAAGAGCCAGUCUGUGAAAUAUGACUUCAACUUUGACUGCAUCUUUCCAGCGACCACUGGCCAGGCAGCCGUGUUCGAGGAGAUUUCAUUGCUGGUCCAGUCUGCCCUUGACGGAUAUCCAGUGUGCAUAUUUGCAUACGGACAGACCGGCAGCGGGAAAACCUACACCAUGGAGGGUCCAGAUAACGUCUCUGUGGAAACAAUGGGGAUGAUCCCUCGGGCCAUCCGGCAGAUUUUCAGCAGUGCAGCGGAGCUGAAGACAAAGGGUUGGGAGUACAAAUUUACAGCCAGUUUCCUGGAAAUCUAUAACGAGUCGAUCCGAGAUCUGCUGGCGAACCGGCCCGAUAAGAAACAUGAGUACGAGAUCCGCAAAGUGAAUACCACCAGCAAUGAAGUCUACGUCACCAACCUGCGCUACGUGGAGGUCUCUAGUGUAGAGGAGGUACAUGACCUUCUCCAUGCGGCUAAAACCCAUCGCUCUGUGGCUAAAACUGCGCUAAAUGACCGGUCGUCUCGUAGCCACAGUGUGUUUCAGCUGAAAAUUGAGGGCGAAAACAAGCUGAGAGAUGUCCAUACAUCGUCUGUCCUAAGCCUGAUUGAUCUUGCGGGGAGUGAGCGCCUGGACCGGUCACUAUCAACUGGCGAUCGAUUAAAGGAAACGCAAAGCAUUAACACAUCACUGUCCACCCUGGGCAUGGUGAUCACCUCUCUGUGCAACAAAGACUCGCAUAUACCUUAUAGAAACAGCAGACUGACUUAUCUCCUGCAGAACAGCUUGGGAGGAAACUCAAAAGUGUUGAUGUUUGUGAACAUUUCUCCUUUGGAGGAAAACUUUACAGAAUCUCUGAACUCUUUACGUUUUGCCAGCAAGGUGAACGAAUGUGUGAUCGGCACAGCUCGGGCAAACCGAAAAUAAUCUGCCCGUCUUCUCAACUACAGAAGAACAUUUCU